CCGUUUGUCUGUAACCAGGAAGUUGCUGUUUUCAGCUAGUUUCACAUGUUCACAGCUACUUUCGGCUGAAGCAAAAAUGAAUUCAGAGAAUGGAGCGGAGUUUGAUGCAAUUUCUGUCCACAAUUUUACGGAAAAGAUUUUGGAGCAGGUUGUACACUUCCACGUGAUGAAGUUCAGCGGCGGGUUUUUCCUCUGGGUCGGUUCUGCUCCGGUUCUGUCCAACCUGGCGGUCUCUAUGAGCAGCAAAUAUGAUUCAAUGCCAUUGUCUACGUUAGUGUUGGGGGACCCAUCCAACACAGCUCCAAAUUCUUUGGCACAGAGAUUGGCAAAGAAGACAAAAAAGCAAGUGUUUGUGAGUUACAGUAUUCCAGUAACGGACUCCAAUCACAGUCUUUUGGUGGAGAACAGGAUCAAAAAGGAGCUGGAGCUUCAUCCUGAGCACUUCUGAACACAUCCUACCCAUGUGAUGUGUAGACGUAGGACAGUGUACAGUAGCAGCUCCUUCUUCUGUUCCUUGCACUUGGAAUUGCAGCUGAACAAUUAUGGGGGAAAUAUGUAAUUGCGUUUUGUCUAACAGAAGUUGAAAUUCCCAUUCGUAUUAUUAUGUUUCAAAGUUCUGCUUUUAGUUCUUUGUGUAAUACGUGUACAAGAUGUGGAGGAGCAUUUCCACAACAUACCAUCAAAAGUUUGUGAAACAACUAACACAGCAGAACCCUGGGUCAAAUACACUGCGAAAUAUAUGAGCUGUGGCUAUUAAAUAACUGGACUGAGCUUAUGUCAGUUGAACUACAGUCUGCAUGAAUGAACCACUUAGUAUUAACUGAUCAGUGAGCAAGCAUAAACAAGCCCUGACAGUUUCAAUCUGCUCUUAUUACAGCAUUCCUUCCAGUAAUUUAAUAGCCACACUUCAUAAGUCAUAAAUUGCCGCCUCUGCAAUUUGCUAAUUGCAUUGUUUCAAAUUGUGAUUUCAAUUUGAAAUCCAUUAAUUGCUCAGCCCUGUUUCCAACACAGUAAUCCCACUCCAACACAAUAACCAAUACAAACAAGUCACAUCAAGUGUUCUUUUAUUGACAUAAUAAAUUAAGUGGUUUAUUAUCAAAACAUGUAGGCCUAUGGCUUUUUGUACAAAUGCAUCAUAUUAAAAAAAUAACACUUAGAAAACAGCA
Stegastes partitus (bicolor damselfish) is the source of this 1166-nucleotide messenger RNA. RefSeq names its product proteasome (prosome, macropain) assembly chaperone 4 (gene psmg4). Lineage: Eukaryota; Metazoa; Chordata; Actinopteri; Pomacentridae. The coding region runs from base 77 to 448 and encodes 123 amino acids. The record is from RefSeq and is a predicted model, not a curated record. The transcript has 3 exons. Gene Ontology annotation, biological process: proteasome assembly.